This is a messenger RNA of Tigriopus californicus, 2783 nucleotides long. RefSeq names its product transcription factor Sox-9-A-like. Gene Ontology annotation, cellular component: nucleus. The coding region runs from base 1556 to 2716 and encodes 386 amino acids. The record is from RefSeq and is a predicted model, not a curated record. Gene Ontology annotation, biological process: regulation of transcription by RNA polymerase II. The transcript is spliced from 3 exons. NCBI's taxonomy places the organism in Eukaryota, Metazoa, Arthropoda, Copepoda, Harpacticoida, Harpacticidae. Gene Ontology annotation, molecular function: RNA polymerase II cis-regulatory region sequence-specific DNA binding; DNA-binding transcription factor activity, RNA polymerase II-specific.
AACCUGAAACAAAUUUUUUGUAAAAUACUUUUGAUCGUUUGAAAGCCCUAAGCCUGGCAUAGAUUUGUUAUAUUUUGGUUGGUUCAUGCUUUAAUUUAAUUCAUCGAUAAUAAAUUUGUACUGAGGGCAAUUAAAUGCAUGAAAUUUUCCUUUUACUUCCCAAAAAAGAACCUCGGGACAAAGGAUUUCAAAAAAGUUAAUGAAUUUACGAGAAUCUCGAAACCGAAUUCCACAAACAACGUUUUCGCCUUUUUUGAUUCCAAGGGAAAAAAACAUGAACGCUUUGAUGAUUAACACAAGAUUGAUCUCUUUGCCCAUGAAUUUAUGAAUAGGCCUAUUCGAAGAAUUAUGAUCCGAUCGGUGGUGUUAGUAGAUCUCUAUGGAGGGUGUAUCGUUAAACUCAUCGGGAAAUUAAUUUUAUGUACUUUGUAUCAAACAAAUAACCAUAAAGCUACAAAGCCCAGCCAGUCACUCAACUAGAACUUGUCACUUGAUUGCCCCCAAAAUUGAACUCCAUUAGCUUGAUGCAAAUAUGAAGGACCUCAAUAAUAAAGUAGACUGACUGACUGACUGACCUCCUAAUGAUGGGAAAUGGAUUCUUUUCUUUCGCUCGCAUUUUCGAUGCAAAUGGUCAUGCAUGGAGCAUGAAUGAGCGCGGGAUCGAGGGCCAUCUCCUCAUCAUUACAUCUCUCCAUCUCGGUCUUUCACUUUCGAGAGGUGGAACUUGAGGUCCAUCUGUCGGAUUUGAUCCAUUGCUCUUCAAGUCCAUUAUCAGUCAAAUGAAGCAGAACAAAGGGAAGGCUUCUCUCGAUCUGUUCCCUACGCCUUCAAAACGGACACACUCUCCUCCAACCACACUUGAAAAGAAAAAGUUCAUCCAUUCAUAAAUCGACGUACGUACGUAUCCUGGAUCUCCUAUCCAUUGCAUAUUGCCGCUAAUUCCAGGAAUAACCCUCCAUACUCCAACUGCUGUCGUGUCAUAGCUCACUGGGCACAUUUGCAGUUACCCAUUUCCUAGUUAGCGCUCGCAGAGAUCUUCAAGAUAUCCCUACUCACUCCACAGAAUACGUACAUACACUACUAGCUCGUCAAUCCUUGACAACUCUCGUGAAAGCAAAAGAGAGACAGAAAGACUUGGACCACGGACCCAGAGUGAACCUUCGUUUAUAUACUUCAUUGACGUUUUCCACCCAAAGAUGCCCGAGCGAGAAUGCCUCGAAAAUACUCCCCCUCCUCCUCCUCCUCCUCCUCCUCGCCCUGCCUUGUAGCACGUAGUAGUUCUCCUCCUCCUCCUCCUCCCUGACAAUGUCUCUCCCGUUCGCCUCGUCGUUCAUUGGUCGAGGACCGCUCGAAACACGCCAAGAGUCGACGAAUCGAGGGCGGAGUCAAGACACGUCAGUCUCGGAAGAUCUCGACGCUGUCUAAUCCCAGUCAUAAAUCCGUGAUUGAAGAGUGUGGUGAUUGCUCCUUGGAACUCGAUUGGAAUUGAACCAGUGCUAGUGGUGAAGAGCACAGUGUGAUGAGCUUUUGAGAUUUGAGAGUUCCCGGGACCAAGAUGCAGCAUACAUUCAUGGAGGACUUUGAGCCGGUGGAGUUCGAUUCCCAGACUCAGGCUCGGUUGGACGAGGCUGUGGAUAAGUUGCUGAAGGGCUACGAUUGGACCUUGGCACCAUUGGCGCAAAAUGAUUUUCUUUCUAGAAUGGAUAAACGCAAGACCCAUGUGAAGCGACCCAUGAAUGCAUUUAUGGUUUGGGCUCAGGCGGCACGUCGCCGAUUGGGGGACCAAUAUCCCAGUUUACACAACGCGGAACUCAGCAAAACCCUCGGGAAAUUGUGGAGGAUUCUGAAAGAAGAAGAAAAAAUGCCAUUUCAGCGGGAGGCCGAGAGGUUGCGCGUCCGUCAUAAGCGAGAACAUCCUGAAUACAAAUAUCAACCACGGAGACGGCGGCAGAAGCAAGGGGGUGUGGUAAAAGCGGGAUCUGUUUCCUCCACAUCUUCGGGUUCUUCAGCCGCAGCCCCAUCGUCGGCUAGUGUUUCCACCACGAGAACCCCACAAUCGAGCCCUGGAGUUUCUGAUCGGGAAGAGAACACCCUGACCCCACCUACCACGCCACUACACGCCACAUCACCACCCUUUGAUAGAACGCGGGACAGACAUGCCCACUCAUCUUUUUUGAAUGGGGGAACUGUCUCUGGCAUUGGAUGCAUGGGUUCUGCUUUGGCAGCAUCUGCCAAUGGGGUUACCCAUCAAUUCGGCGAUUUCAACGGAUCUCAUGGGUCUUCCAUUUCAACCGAGGGAUACUGGUCGGGUCACAACCAUGUUCCGAACCGCGGGUCAGUGUUUCAUUCGGCUAGCCCUGGAUCUCAUGGUACGCCCUCUCCUCACAGUAGUCCAUCCAUUCCUGUUACUGCCAAUGCUAACUGUUCAAACUUGAAUGAAUACGGUAACCCUGAGGAAACCCCUACGUUCAUGGGCGGCGGUUCGGUUGUUGCCGGUCGAUCCUCAGCUGGGGCCACUUAUCCUCAGUACUUCGGCAUGUACUACCAUCACUCCCAUGCAAUGCCGCAUGGCUCAUACGCAGCUGCUUCUUCAACGUCUCCCUCGUCUUACCAGCAUCAAUUCAACCCUCAACGAUCUACAAGCACUUCAUCGUCAGGCCAUCUUGAGCAGCCUCAUCCCGCUGUGCCUGGAAAUCCGUGGGUUAAUAUUCAAUGACAUGACCAGAUUUGUUUUCAAAGUUCUAUUCUACAAUCACAGAAUAAACACGAUAGUAUAAGUAAUU